Molecule: messenger RNA, 1824 nt
Organism: Glarea lozoyensis ATCC 20868
Lineage: Eukaryota; Fungi; Ascomycota; Leotiomycetes; Helotiales; Helotiaceae
Product: NAD(P)-binding Rossmann-fold containing protein
Exons: 8
Coding region: 1-1824 (607 amino acids)
Source: RefSeq, a predicted model, not a curated record
AUGAAGAUUUCACCACAGAAAACAGUACUGAUUACUGGUUGUAGCCCAGGUGGGAUUGGAAAUGCACUGGCAAAAGAAUUCAAAUCCCGCGGCUUAUUUGUCUUUGCAACUGCUCGAACACUUGACAAACUCACAGAUUUAAAAGCCUUGGAUAUAAAUUGUUUGACUCUCGUAGUGGAUGACGCCGAAAGCGUAAAAGCAUGCCAUGAAAAGAUCGUGCAACUGCUUGAUGGAAGGGGCCUUGACUUUCUCAUCAAUAACGCAGGGAACAAUAUCGUCCGUCCCGCGAUCGAAAUCGACAUGUCCGAAGCGAAACAAAUGUUUGGAAGUAACAUCAUCGGAGUCAUGGACCUAACCAAAACCUUCUUCCCCCAAAUUCUUCUCGCAAAGGGAACGAUUGUGAAUGUUGGUUCGGUUGCGGGUCAUAUUCCGCUUCCAUUCUACUCUGUCUUCUGCGCGACGAAGGCAGCUCUUUAUGCAUACAGCGAGUGUAUGAGGGUAGAACUCGCGCUAUUUGGAGUAAAGGUCGUGUAUAUACAAGCGGGGAAUGUGAAGACCGGUGGUAUGUGCAUGCGUGGUAUUACCAGCUUGAAGGAGGAUAGUCUCUUCAAGCCAAUUGAAGAUGGCUUUGUGGAAAGACAGGUUAUUGCGGCUACGACUGGAAUGGAUCCCAAAGAAUUUACGAAACAGCUUGCGCAAAAGCUGCUAACAGGGCCCAGAGGCGAGUGGACCGGUCUUCUUGGCUUGCCUGCUUUCUCGUCAGACUUUAAUUCUACACGCAGGCAGCUUUCUACUCAGGAUAGAAGUACCAAGAGCCAAUUCACAGCCAAGAUGAAGUCUCUCAUCGGAUUCCUCUCGAUUAUCGGGUCGGCUCAGGCUGGUCUGCGAUUCCCGUGUUCCGAAUUGACGGUUCAACGUCUCGAUCCUGUUGUUCAGCCAGGAGCGAUUCCUUCGACUCAUGUUCAUCAUAUUGUGGGUGGAAAUGCAUUCAAUGCUACCAUGAACGGUGAUGUUGGGGAGAGGGCUACUUGCACAACUUGCCAAAUGUCUGAGGAUUUCUCAAAUUACUGGACUGCCGCCUUAUACUUCAAGCAUCCUACCAACGGCUCCUAUAUGCGUGUACCAAAUCUUCCAGUUACGCCUCUGCUUGGCGGGUCCGAUGGUGCUAAGGGUGGACUUACUGUCUACUACACUCAGUUCGAUCUUUCCAAUGAUAGGCUCUCUACGCAGCCAAUCACAACUUUCAAGCCUGGUUUCCGUAUGACAGUGGGUAGUCCAGCUGUGACAGGCACUGCCCACGCGGGAUUGAGCUACCAAUGCCAAAGCGGCAACAACAGAGGAACAAUCACAAAGACCAUGCCUACCGGACCCUGCUCCGCCGGUAUCUUUACCACCCACCAUUUCCCAGCAUGCUGGGACGGUGUCAACCUCGACAGUCCAGACCAUCAAUCCCACAUGUACAACACCGUCACCUCAGAAGGCUUCACCAACGCCGGCAAAUGUCCCUCCACCCACCCCGUCCGCGUCCCACAAGUGACCUUCGAGACCGUCUGGGAUACCACCAAGUUCAACAGCAUGUGGACUUCCGGCGCCAAGAAUCCAUUCGUAUGGAGCUUCGAGGGGACCGGCGCAGGUACCCACGCCGAUUACAUGUUUGGCUGGAAAGGCGAUUCCCUUAAGAAUGCGAUGGCCAAGUCCGAGUGCUUCUAUGAUGGCUGCGGUUCUAUCAAGAAGCAACCUAUGGCUACUGCUAACAAAUGUACUGUCAAGGACUUUGUUGCGGAGCCGGUUGAUGGAUGGCUCGCAAAGCUUCCUGGUAUGUAA